CAUUAAUAUCAUUUGCACGAGAUCUUCGUUACAUAGCAUCUUUUGAUAAUGUAAAAGUGUCUGUGAUAGUACCUGGAAUAAUAGAAACGAACAUGGCGCGAAAAACUGAUCUACCUUCUAAUAUAUUUUAUGGGGCUGGUGAUUCUAACGAUUUGGCCAAAAUCGUUAGAAAUCAGUUGAAUUCUGACACCUUUUGUAUUGGCUGGCCUUUCCGCCAAUAUUUAUUGAAUUGGCUUGUUUCAAGUUUUCCUGUUAGAACGAAUUUGGCUUAUUCUUGGAUUAUGGGAAAAUCAGUUCAAAGAACCGUUGCAUCAUCGUAA
This is a messenger RNA of Entrophospora candida, 320 nucleotides long. The record is from the annotation of a GenBank genome assembly. NCBI's taxonomy places the organism in Eukaryota, Fungi, Glomeromycota, Glomeromycetes, Entrophosporales, Entrophosporaceae.